This is a messenger RNA of Chinchilla lanigera (long-tailed chinchilla), 8111 nucleotides long. RefSeq names its product xenotropic and polytropic retrovirus receptor 1 (gene Xpr1). Gene Ontology annotation, cellular component: cytoplasm; Golgi apparatus; plasma membrane. The transcript is spliced from 15 exons. The coding region runs from base 1 to 2028 and encodes 675 amino acids. The record is from RefSeq and is a predicted model, not a curated record. Lineage: Eukaryota; Metazoa; Chordata; Mammalia; Rodentia; Chinchillidae. Gene Ontology annotation, biological process: phosphate ion transport; cellular response to phosphate starvation. Gene Ontology annotation, molecular function: inositol hexakisphosphate binding.
AUGUCGGCUUUCAAGGAUAUGCUGUAUUCAGCUCAGGACCAGGCACCUUCUGUGGAAGUUACAGAUGAGGACACAGUUAAGAGGUAUUUUGCCAAAUUUGAAGAAAAAUUUUUCCAAACCUGUGAAAAGGAACUUGCCAAAAUCAACACGUUUUAUUCAGAGAAGCUCGCAGAGGCUCAGCGCAGGUUUGCUACACUUCAGAAUGAGCUUCAGUCAUCACUGGAUGCACAGAAAGAAAGCACUGGUGUUACUACGCUGCGACAACGCAGAAAGCCCGUCUUCCACCUGUCCCAUGAGGAACGUGUCCAACACAGAAAUAUUAAAGACCUUAAACUGGCCUUCAGUGAGUUCUACCUCAGUCUUAUCCUGCUGCAGAACUAUCAGAAUCUGAAUUUUACAGGGUUUCGAAAAAUCCUUAAAAAGCAUGACAAGAUCCUGGAAACGUCUCGUGGAGCAGAUUGGCGAGUUGCUCAUGUAGAAGUGGCCCCAUUUUAUAUAUGCAAGAAAAUCAACCAGCUCAUCUCUGAAACUGAGGCCGUAGUAACCAAUGAACUUGAAGAUGGUGACAGACAAAAGGCUAUGAAGCGUUUACGUGUCCCCCCUUUGGGAGCUGCUCAGCCUGCACCAGCAUGGACUACUUUUAGAGUUGGUCUAUUUUGCGGAAUAUUCAUUGUACUAAAUAUUACCCUUGUGCUUGCAGCUGUAUUUAAACUUGAAACAGAUAGAAGUAUAUGGCCCCUGAUAAGAAUCUAUCGGGGUGGCUUUCUUCUGAUUGAAUUCCUUUUUCUGCUGGGCAUCAACACAUAUGGCUGGAGACAGGCUGGAGUAAAUCAUGUACUCAUCUUUGAACUUAAUCCGAGAAGCAAUUUGUCUCAUCAGCAUCUCUUUGAGAUUGCUGGAUUCCUGGGGAUACUGUGGUGCCUGAGCCUUCUGGCAUGCUUCUUUGCUCCAAUUAGUGUCAUCCCCACAUAUGUGUAUCCACUUGUCCUUUAUGGAUUUAUGGCUUUUUUUCUUAUCAACCCCACGAAAACUUUCUAUUAUAAAUCCCGAUUUUGGCUGCUUAAAUUGCUGUUUCGAGUAUUUACAGCUCCCUUCCAUAAAGUAGGCUUUGCUGAUUUCUGGCUGGCCGAUCAGCUGAACAGCCUAUCAGUGAUACUAAUGGACUUGGAAUAUAUGAUCUGCUUCUACAGUUUUGAGCUCAAAUGGGAUGAAAGUAAGGGCCUGUUGCCAAAUGAUCCAGAAGAACCAGAAAUUUGCCACAAAUACUCAUAUGGUGUGCGAGCCGUUGUUCAGUGCAUCCCUGCUUGGCUUCGCUUCAUCCAGUGCCUGCGCAGAUACCGAGACACAAAAAGGGCCUUUCCUCACUUAGUUAAUGCUGGCAAAUACUCCACAACUUUCUUCACGGUGACGUUUGCAGCCCUUUACAGCACUCACAAAGAACGAAAUCACUCAGAUACUGUAGUGUUCUUUUACCUGUGGAUCGUCUUUUGUAUCAUCAGUUCCUGCUAUACCCUGAUUUGGGAUCUAAAGAUGGACUGGGGUCUCUUUGAUAAGAAUGCUGGAGAAAACACUUUCCUCCGGGAAGAGAUUGUGUAUCCUCAAAAAGCCUACUACUACUGUGCCAUCGUAGAAGAUGUGAUACUACGCUUUGCUUGGACUGUCCAAAUCUCAAUUACCUCUAUGACUGCAUUGCCUCAUUCUGGGGACAUCAUUGCUACUGUCUUUGCCCCUCUUGAGGUUUUCCGGCGAUUUGUUUGGAACUUCUUCCGCCUGGAGAACGAACAUCUAAAUAACUGUGGUGAAUUUCGUGCUGUACGGGACAUCUCUGUGGCUCCCCUGAACGCAGAUGAUCAGACACUCCUAGAGCAGAUGAUGGACCAGGAUGAUGGGGUACGAAACCGCCAGAAGAAUCGGUCCUGGAAGUACAAUCAGAGCAUAUCCCUGCGCCGGCCUCGCCUCACUUCUCAAUCCAAGGCUCGUGACACUAAGGUAUUGAUAGAAGACACAGAUGAUGAAGCUAACACUUGAAUUCUCUGAAGUCUAGAUUCAUACCCUUGGUUUUCCUACUCUACAAUUCUUUCCUUGACCAACGCAACCUCUAGUACCUUUUUCCAGCUGAAAACAGGAGAAAACUCAUAACACAUUUUCCGAGCUCUUCCAGAUCGGAUCCUAUGGACUCCAAACAAGCUCACUGUGUUUCUUUUCUUUUCUUCUGGUUUAAUUUUAAUCUUCUAUUUUUAAAACAAAUAUUACAUCAUUUUGCCAAUCAGAGGACAUUUUAAGGACAAAAACAUAGUAUCUAUGGAUUGUUCAAAAUCACAAGGACACAGAUACCUAUCAGGAUGAAGAACAGGCUUUGCAAAGACCCUCUGAUGGGACAGUACCGAGAUGUCUCGGCCUCCGUUUGGCCCGGUUUUGACUGGUUAAAACCGGACAUUGAUUUUUAAAUUUUCGUCAGUUUAUGUGGAGAAUUUUUUCCUUUCCUUCAUACCUAGCGCAAAGGCACUGGCCGCACUUGCAGGAAAAGUGCAACUUACAGCAGUACCUUCAUUCACGAAGCUACUUUUUAAUUUGAUGUAACUUUUCUUAUUUUGGGGAGGGUUGCUGGGUGGGAGGGAAAUAUGAUGUAUUUGUUACAUAAAGUUUUCUCAUUAUUUAUGAAGCUUAACCAUAAACGAAUGAUAUAACUCCUGUGCAAUGAAGGUGAUAACAGUGAAGGAAGACAGGGGAAACUAAUACUGGAUGACACUUACAAGAGUCAGUCCCACGUACCUCUUUCAGGAGACAACUUGCACCAGUUUGACUUUUUCUUUGCUUUGCUUUUAAUUUUAAGCCAAAGUUUUAUUACUAAAUUUUAAGUUGCUGCUGCUUUAGAAUCCUGAGCCUCUCUCCCAUAGCAAGGCAUCCCACACAUUUCCUUACCACUGGUUGAAAUUUACAUAAGGGGUUCUGAUACUUUUUUUUUCUGAACAGACAUGGAAUACAUUUGCCCAUAUUCCAACCAUAGCAACUGAAGUUAUGUCUUAUUAUGCCUCAACAUGUAGGGUAACUGUAGUGUAAUCUUUGCUAGCUCUGAAUUGGAAGACAGAGCCACUUCAGAGACCCUUCACAAUCUUAUUAGUUUUUUCUUCUGGUCUCAUCCUUUUAGCCAGAAUUUGAUUGAAUUAAAAGUUCUUUGUAAUGAAACCAUAUUUUUGAGCACAGAGAACAAAUUAUCUUUCCUCUUUCAUAUUACAUUGAUACAAAAGACCUUGGCAACCAUUUUUCUGAACACUUUAAAAAGGUGAACAUUGAAUUUCAUGCUCUCCCAUAAUAGAAACCUGCUUUUAAAUUUGGGUGGGGGGGGUGUCUAAAUCUGGUUAUAUACAAGAAAUAUAUUUCUCAGAAAGUUAAGAUUAAUAAUGGUCUGUGUGCAAUGACCAUUUUACUUUUGUCUUGUUCAUUCCCUUCCGAAAUUCCCUUGAUUCACCAGAAAACCGUAAGGCAUUUUAUUUUCCUGAAUAGAACUGGGAUUAAAUUUAAUGUUUUAGGACUGGCAAUGUAAUUCUGAGAGUUAAAAAAAAAUUAUUUAACAGUUAAUAUAAAAUUAAUAUGAAAAGCUUAUAUAAAUACCAGGAAGAAGUAAAGUUUUAAACAACCCCCCCCAGCCUCAGAUGGCGAUUACAAAGGCUUAAUUUUAGACAAAGGAUCUAAUUAGAAGGCAGCUAUUGAUAUUUACAUUGUCUUAAAAAUAUGUAGUUAAUUGCCCUUUUAUUCACUACUUUUGCAUUCAGCUCUUCCCUACAUGUCAUAAAUUUUUAUUGAUCCCUGUCGUAAUUCUAGUAAAUUGUAUUAAAGUUGCUUUUAAUACCAAACUUCUGCCAAUUAACUGACAAAUAGUUUCUUUAAAAAGGAGUUUCUUUCUUCUUUAGUCUGUAAACUUCCAAAGUAUGUUCUCUUUCUGAAUCAAGACUACUUUUUUCCUAAAAAAUCAUACAACUUUGUGGCUGCUAUUGUUUUUUUGUGUUUUACCAAGCGUGCCCCUUGUCCCAAAACUGAAGAGAAAAAUUUGUUUUUUUAAACUUUAAAUAAAUUGAAAUAUAAUAAUCAGUGGUAACAAUUUAGUGUCCCUUGGUAGAUUAAAGUUUGCACUAUUUUUACUUAGGAUUUUUUCCCCUAACUAUUCUAUUUUUUGUACUUUAAUACAUAGCGGAAAUAUCACUGGUCUGUCAAGCAAUAGCAACAGUUAUUACUGAGCAUAUAGAGAAUGAUCAGUGAUCAGUCAUUUCUUAUACAAAUAAAAUUGGUAGUGUUAAUGCAUAUCCAAAGCCAUUGAGUUGUCAGUUUCAUUCUCUUAGCAAAUCUAUAUGAUCACACACACACACAAUUUUACAGCUAAUUUCUUAUAUUUCAACUCCCCAAUAUUUUCACUGAAGUGUAUCCUAUGACCAGGUUGGUCUUUCUCUAUUAUGAUUCUAGGCCCUAGUCAGUAUUAUUUUUUCAUAGAUAAUACUAUGAUAGAAUGUAUUAUUCUUCUGAUAUGUUUGUGCUAUUGGCAUAGUCUAUUAAAAAAUAAGACUUGUGUAAAUUUCCACUUACUGUGACAGAUACUCAACUAUAUAUUUAAACAUACAGCUUUACAUAAAGAGAAAGGAGGGUUUUUUCCUCAUCAAGAAAGCUUGGGAGACAAGUAUAUAUUUAAAUUCUUUCCUUCAAAAUAGGCAAUGUGCAUUUUUCACUUCUCAAUUUUAUAUGCCCUAGCAGUUGUGAACGCUAUCUCCUACCUAAAAUUUUACUGGAAACUCGUACACUAAUACUCUCAAAAGAACUCUUGAGAGGUUAGUAGGACAGUCAUUUUACAGUCUAACCAAAGAUAAACAUUUCUUCUCAUUUUAGGUUUAGAAAUUCUAGUUUUUAUUUGAAAAGCACUCAGUUUUAAUAUCAGUUAAACAUACUUCCCUAGAGGAGUGAAAAGAAAGUACAAAUUCAUUUUUUAUUUUAUGAUAGUAUUAAAAGCAUUGCUAUACAUAGAGAAAUUAGAAAACAAAAGAGAGUGGUUUUUUGCUACGCACAAAAGAGUGUCUAUAUUUAAGUCUGCCUGUACCAUUACAGAGAAUAAUAGGUGAAGUUCUUGUCAUACACAAAGAAUGAGAUGAUCAAAGAUCAAGUCAUUAAUGAGGUUAUAAAGGGUCAUUUCUUCUCUAGAAAGAAGCCGAAAACCCACAUGCAGCUUUUUUUCCAGCACUUAACCAUUAGACUGUGUAGAGGAACUGUCUAACUUCAGAUUCAGAAGCAGUGGUGUGAGAGGAGAGUGCCAGUACCUCAGCAAUAACUUGCACAAACCCUUGAAGAAAGAGAGGUCAGGCUCUUAGGAUCCAUUACUCCCAGUAUUCAAAGGUGAAAUUUUUGUUUUAACUGACUUCUUACUAGAAGUAAUUUUUUUUUUUUUUUGUACCAGGAAUCAAACUCAGGGUCUCAAAAUUGCCAGGCAGGUACUGCGCCACCGAGCUAGGAGUAAUUUAUUGAUACAUGGUAUCUUUACACAAUGAUUUAGCCAAAGUUAAACAACUAGAAAAGGAGUUCAUUUCUGAAUAGAUAAGCCAAGUCAAAGUAAGAAUAGAAAAAAAUAACUUAGCACUGAUUCAUACAAGUAGCACACUAACAGACAUUUACUUGGAGAGCAGAUAAUUUUGAAGCUCAUGGAGAAGAGCCAGAAGAUGCUGGACCUCGGCCGCCGAAGCAAGUCAUUAGGAAGGCAUGUGAGCUUGAAGACACGCAGGUGAUGCCUCUCCGUCCAUCAGUGGUUAUUCUGUUGCUGGGAAGAGCUGCCUUCAUUUUCCUAUCAUUUUCCCCACUACUUUGCAUUAUUCAGGAAACAGUUCUUUAUUUCCAAAUGCAAUUUUCUAAGCAGUGACUCAAAAAAUUUCUUAUUCUAAGGAAAAUAAUUUAGAAAAUGACCAUAUCUGUAGUAUUGUUUUACUUAAAAAUGUUGAGUUCUCCGAAGUGAUUACACUAAUUUGAUAAACAGGUUUCAGGUUAUUGCUCUUGUAAUCGUCAGCAUAAAAUUUGCCUAACUCAAAAAAUAAGUAUUUGUUAUAUAAUGUAUUUCAAUUUUUAAAAUUAACAUAGCUUCUUAGAUUAAAAAAUAAUCUUAUUGAAUCUGCAGCUCUCUCUUAUACAGAAAUCACUGUACUUUUUUCAAAUAAGAAGCCAGCAUCAUUACAGCAGAUCUGUAGUGACCUGUGAGAAUAGAAGUUCUGGUCAAACUUUGGGAAAAGUUAGGUAGAGAAGAAGAAACCACUUUUAUCACCUUAGUUCAUUUCUGACCUGAUUGAUUUAAAAUAAUUUUUUUGCUUGUUGUAAUUAGUUAAAGCAAGGAAAGUAUAAGAUUUUUAAAAUAUAUAUAUAUAUUUCUCCAUUACAAAUAUCAGUCAAUACUAAAUCUUAAAAUCUCCCAACUUUUCUACAUUGUAAAUCUAUACAAUGUUACACUUGGUAGUUAGCAAUAGAGUUCAUUUUAUUGUAGCGUAAGAAAUGUAUGCUUUUUGGUGUUACAAAUCAACAAACUAAUCAGCAUUAAUCGCACUCAGCUCACCAAAAGUAAAAUCUCACUAAAUUUGGAAAAGCUAAGUUAAUCAGUGGGAGAAUUUUACCUGGGAUGAAGAAAAGCCUGCUGCUUGAUACGGCUCAUGAUGCCUUUCUUGCAUGAAUUAUCAAAACACACCAAGUUGCCCUCAGAAACAACUUUCUGAAAUAUAUUUUCUUAAUUCCUGGUGAAAGAGGAAGUGAAAGGGACAAAACGAGUUUCCCCUGAAAAGAGGAGCAUCAUUAUACUAAUUUUUAACUGAAAUAUGUUGCUUUGUAGCAGACCUGUGGUUUAUUUUAUCAUUAAAUCAAUCCUACCUUUAGUUUUUUUUCUCUCUCUUUUUUUUUUUUUUUUUUUUUUGGUAUGGUGCCAUCAACCUAAGGACAAUCAACCAACCUAUUGUUUGCCUUGAAUUCAGUAUGUCCGUUAAUUACAGUUGCAUCUUGUAUACCUUCAAGCCAGUUAUGUGACUAAACUUCCACUAUAUCCCUUUCCUCUAGAGGAACUACACAUACCAGAGGACAGAUUGCAGUACUACUAGAAAAAUGUGGACUUCAAAGAGCAAGGAUUCCAUCUCACUAUCCCUUGAUCAUUACCUUUGAAGUCCCUACCUACACUUUCCUGUUUGUCUGUAGCCACACCAGCAUGGCAGAAAUAGGGAGAAAGAUUGUAAGAAAUCCCUGAAGAGUAAUGAUUCAUGACAUUGUUUUGAAGUGUAAAGUAAAACUGUGAGCCACUCACAUUUCAGCUGCAAAAAGAACAAAACUCUUAAAGAUUUAUCGCGUUGUGAAGAUUGAUUUCCUGCCAUUUUCUGUGUUAGCACAGACGUUUGUAUCAUCGAAGAGUAUUUAGGAGGGAAAUAGGGUGAAAAAUGUAUUUUUAUUUUUAAACUCUGUCCCUGUGGUUGUGUUUCUUUCACACACCCUGCCUCCUGCACACCGUGUUGGUCAAAUGAUACUGUUCUAUGAAAUCCUGAACUAUAGUUGUCAAAAAUAACUAUGGAUUGUGAUUAGUCCCCUGUGGGUGCUUCUUUCUUUCCCUCUUUUUUCUCCCUUGCUUUCUUUCUUACUCUCCACUCUGGUAAAUGGAAAAGGUGACGUCAAAGAAUUGAUGCUUGCUUGGACUCAUGUUGUAUCUGUGACUAUGCUAUUAGCUGUCUCCUUUUUCCUUCUUAUAUGGGUAGUAUUCUUAUGACAUGUGGAGUUCCCUUCUUGAUAAGUAGGUUAAAUGCACAAUGUGGUACUGUUUUAUAGUUUCUAGAUGGUUGUAUAAAGCAAAAAGUUAAUGUGGUUAUGUGUUUUUAAAAGAAAAUAAGUGAUUGGUUACAAAAUUCUGUCCUUUUUUUCAUUAUUACAAGCGCUCUGUUUUCCAACAGUUUGCCGACUCCUUUGUCACUGGUAAAUGGUUUGUGUCACUGUGUUUUUCUCUCUGGAUUUCUUGGAUUCUUGAACAUGGUUCCCCUGAUGAUUAACUUGUGUAUGGGUUUAAGACAAUACAAUGGUGAAAUUUUUUAAACUAUUUUACUAAAUUAAAAAAUAAUCUUAAA